AUGAACACCGCAACCCGCAACGCGACGCUCAUAGCGCGCAAGCAGCUGUCCGCCGCAUCCUUCGUCUGCCGCACCUGCCGCCAACAACAACAGCGCCGACAAUACUCGAGUACCAACCCGACAACUCCACCCCCAGCGCCCCCCUCCGCCGGCUACGCCGCCCUCCCCUCGCGCCGCCUCAUCUCCGUAGCCGGCGCCGACGCCGCCAAGUUCCUCCAGGGCGUCAUCACGGGCAACAUCGCCUCCGAGGCCGCCCGCGCGCGAAAGACGGGCUUCUACGCCGCCUUCCUCAACGCCACGGGCCGCGUCCUGCACGACGUGUUCAUAUACCCAGACCUCGCGGGCCUCGCCGGCGGCGCGGCGGCGGCAGAGUCGGAACAGGCCGGUACGCGGUUCCUCAUCGAGGUGGACGCCAACGAGGCGGAGAGGCUGGCGAAGCACAUUAAGCGGUACAAGCUGCGCGCCAAGCUCACUGUGCGGCUGCUCGCGGCGGACGAGGCGACGGUGUGGCAUGCCUGGAACGACAACAGCGCGAAACCGAUUACGGCGGACACUGCGCUGCUAGACACAAUUACCAAGGAUCCUCGGACGCCUGGGUUGGGAUACCGCGUGGUGCAGGGCGGGGACGCGGCCGCGGCACCGCCUGGGCUGGCACUGGAUCUGGACGUCACGACGGAGGACAGCUACACCAUCAGGCGGUACCUGCAGGGCGUCGCCGAGGGCCAGGACGAGGUCAUCCGUGAGCACGCGCUGCCGCAGGAGACGAAUAUGGACUACAUGAACGGGAUCGACUAUCACAAGGGAUGCUACGUCGGGCAGGAGCUCACGAUCCGGACCAAGCACCGCGGCGUGGUGCGCAAACGGAUCCUGCCGUGCAUGAUUUACGACGUGGACAGGGCGGCGCCCCAGACGCUGCAGUACCGACCAGAGGCGGCAGACCAGGACGCGGCGAAUCGCGGGCCCGGGGCCGGUCUGCCCGCGGAAUCGAUCCCGCGCGAGACGAGCAUCGGGAGGUCUGGCAAGAAGGGGCGGAGCGCGGGCAAGUGGCUCAAGGGCAUUGGGAACGUCGGCCUGGGCCUAUGCCGGCUGGAGAUCAUGACGGACGUCGUCUUACCUGGCGAGACGGCCGCGUCCACCUUUGACCCCGCCAACGAGUUCUUGCUGAAGUGGGGCGAGGGCGAGGGGGACGGUGAGCAGAGCAACGCAGUGAAGAUCAAGGCAUUCGUGCCCGAGUGGUUGAGGAACGGGUUGAACGAGGCAUCUGGGUAA
Molecule: messenger RNA, 1269 nt
Organism: Colletotrichum scovillei
Lineage: Eukaryota; Fungi; Ascomycota; Sordariomycetes; Glomerellales; Glomerellaceae
Product: folate-binding protein YgfZ
Exons: 1
Coding region: 1-1269 (422 amino acids)
Cellular component (GO): mitochondrial matrix
Molecular function (GO): protein binding
Source: RefSeq, a predicted model, not a curated record